AUGAAAUCCGCUGCGAAAGCUGCUGCCGGCUGGAUUCGGCAUGGGCAGUCAAAGCAUCUCUCGCUCGCGUGGGCCCUGGACAAAGCAUCGGCGAACCACUGCCAUAGGAAACAAACAUAUCCAAAAUUCGAUCGCUGGAGAUCUCGCAGUGAGUCAAAACUCGUCCGACAAAUUCAGACAAGAUGGUUAGCCUGCCGUAUCUCCCCCUCUCUCGCGUUCCGACCGCCACACUGGGGUGGUCUUGAUAACUAUGGCUUGGGUGGCUGCGCCAACGCCGGAUUCCACAACUUUGAUGGUUGCGACGGAUGUGGUCGGCGAGGCGGCGGCAACGCGGGCGCCAUCUACCACCCCGGCACAAGGGGCGGCGGCAACGUGGGCGCCAUCUACUACCCCGGCACAAGGGGCGGCGGCAACGCGGGCGCCAUCUACCACCCCGGCACAAGGGGCGGCGGCAACGCGGGCGCCAUCUACCACCCCGGCACAAGGGGCGGCGGCAACGCGGGUGCCAUCUACCACCCCGGCACAAGCGGCGGCGGCAACGUGGGCGGCAUCCGUGGACAUGGCAACAUUACUAUUAUCAAUAAUUACAACGGCGGGAAAUUAAGCCGCCCGGUUACACGGAUUAACCCCCCUUGCGAUGAGGAUGAGGAUGAGGAAGAGGAGGAUGAGGAAGAGGAGGAGGAGGAGGAGGAUGAGAGUGAUGACGACGAGAAUAAUAACGAAGAUGAUGGGAGGAGAAGUGCAAUAGAGAGAUUCAGGUCUCUUGAACGUGUAUGCAUGCAGCUUCACGCAGCAAGGCUCAGACAAACUUGGAAUUGAGUCUUCCUUCUAGGGCUCUUGUUCGAUCCAGCCAAGGCUGCUUGGUAAUUUGACAUUGUGACUCGGUGUGUUCGUGGUAUCCUUGUGGUUGUUUCUUGAAUUCCAUGUCAUGUGAACUUGGUAUCAUGCAUCAGGUAUCUAUCUGAUUAUGUCAACGCCCAUAUGAAAAAGUGCAGCAGAUAAAUACUUAAUAUAUGCAUCUUUUGGAGUGAUGUUGCAUUGAAAA
Molecule: messenger RNA, 1045 nt
Organism: Phoenix dactylifera (date palm)
Lineage: Eukaryota; Viridiplantae; Streptophyta; Magnoliopsida; Arecales; Arecaceae
Source: RefSeq, a predicted model, not a curated record